This is a messenger RNA of Pelobates fuscus (common spadefoot toad), 1802 nucleotides long. RefSeq names its product eukaryotic translation initiation factor 3 subunit J (gene EIF3J). The transcript is spliced from 8 exons. Gene Ontology annotation, cellular component: cytoplasm; eukaryotic translation initiation factor 3 complex. Gene Ontology annotation, molecular function: translation initiation factor activity. Bases 116 to 871 code for a protein of 251 amino acids. The record is from RefSeq and is a predicted model, not a curated record. NCBI's taxonomy places the organism in Eukaryota, Metazoa, Chordata, Amphibia, Anura, Pelobatidae.
CCCGGGCUGGGAUUGGUGACGUACUUCCGGUGGGUGUCCCAGCAUUCCUCGGGGCGCUGCGCGCGCAGCUGGACGCGGUGAGUCAGUGAGAGCCGGAGCGGCAGCGGGAAGAAAAAUGGCGGAGCCCGACAGCUGGGACGCAGAUGAAUUUGAGGUAGAAGAGCCGAAACCAAAGAGUGUUGUAGCAGGUACCGUGGUAGUAAGAGAUCGUUGGGAGGGAGAAGAUGAAGAAGAGGAAGUGAAGGAUAACUGGGAUGAUGAUGAGUCAGAAGAAACUAGUAAGCAGGAACCAGAGAAGACUGAACAAAAAGUCACAGAAAAGAAAAAAUUGCUGGAUAAAAUAAAAGAAAAGGAGAAGCAGCUGAAAAAGAGACAAGAGGAGCUGAAAAAGAGGUUAGAAGUACCACAAGAAUCUCCAGAGUUAUCCCCAGAGGAGCAGCUGGCGGAAAAACUGCGUCUGAAAAAGUUGCAGGAGGAUGCCGAUCUAGAGUUGGCAAAAGAAGCCUUUGGGGUCACAGUAACCGGUAUAGAUGCCAUGAAACCGUCCACACGGGAUGACUUCACAGAGUUUGGAAAGUUGCUAAAAGAGAAGAUUACACAGUAUGAGAAAUCCCUGUAUUAUCCCAGUUUCUUGGAAACGCUUGUGCGGGAAAUCAGCAUUUCAUUGGAAAUUGAUGACCUCAAGAAAAUCGCAAAUGCAUUGACUGUUCUGUGCAGUGAAAAGCAGAAGCAAGAGAAGCAAAACAAGGCCAAAAAGAAGAAGAAAGGGGUAGUACCUGGUGGAGGACUCAAGGCUACCAUGAAAAAUGAUUUGGAAGACUACGGAGGUCUGGAUGAGGGUUAUGGACGAGAGUUUGAAGAUUUCAUGUGAUGCUCAUGGCCAUCAGUACUGAAAGCAGCCUCUCCCCCUCAGGACUCUGCCAAAUGCUACAGUCAAAUAAUUCACCCCCCCCUUCUUCAAUUACUUGCCGUGUGUGAUUCUGGAUGCUAUACUGGGUUAUCAAACUCGCCUCACACCCUACUUACCUGCUCUGUGCAUUGUAUCUUAGCCUGUGACCUUACACUCUGCUUGUGGCAUGCAUGUUAAACUGUGCCAUGUAACAUGCAUGCUCAGUAGUGCCAUGUUGCAAACAGAGUUGUUUUGGUUCUUUCUCCUUCCCCUACCCACAUGACAUGGAAACUAGACAGUGCUGGUUUCAUGGUAACCCCCCCCCUUCAGUUCUUUUCACUAAUUACUCUCGACACCUGCCCUCUAGCCCCAUUAGAUUUUAUAUUGUGGCUUUUAAGCCUUUGCUGAUAAAAGCUCUUGACUUUUCCUGCUGGACGCAACUCCAAUGCUUUUCAUAUAUUAAAAAUGAACAGGACUUCAAAUAAACCGAGGACUUCAACUGUGCAACCAUGAACCUGCAGGAGAAAGGCAGCUGGUACCACUGAAACCUCACCAUGGUGUGGGGGUCAUCUGUUGGUUCUCAGAGACUGUAGCUGCUGAUAUGAAAUCUGCGUGUCACAGGCAAUGUUGCAAAACUCUGGCUACAGGGGGGUUUCUGUUAAAAAAAAAAAAAAGCUUGAUAUUUAUUUAGUAUUGGAGUGCCCGUGUGGUUUCAGAAUUGGAUAGUUGCUUCUCUGACUCUUGCUGCAAGGUGCAGGACCUGACAUCUCUUAAACUUAAAUUCUGUUCAGUUAUCGGAUGACGCUUUGCAAGCAGGUCCUUCAAUGGGAGAAUUGUUAUAUUAACAAUGAGACUGCAAUGUUUGUUUUUUAAGACAACUAAUUUAAUAAACUCAUCCUUGUGAGAGAAGGCA